CGCAAACAUCAGGGGUGCCACGAGCGAAAGCUGACACUUUGAAUUUGAUGCGGGAUCCGAAGCCAUGGGGUAUGAUUUCUAUAAGCGCCCUCAGACAAGGUCUGCAGUAUGCAUGGGGUUGAUGGGCAACGGGCAGCCUUCCACGACUUUCCUCCUCGUCUUGUCUUUUUUCUCUCUGCCUCCAACCAUUCUUCUUUGUAAACAUAAUCGCGAAGCCAGCAAUGCCCCGCGAUAAGUUCUAUCUUUGUGCAUCUACUGCGCAUUUGUCUAGGGACAUUGGAAGUACAUGACAUAUACAUUUCAAAAAUUAUCUUACACCCUGAAGCAUCGUCACCAUCCUAGACUCUGCUCACUAAAGACUUCAAGUGCCGGUAUUGGCUCCUGCGCUGAAGCUCCCGCCCCUGACAUUAUCUAUAUUUUCCAAAAAGGCUGUGCAGGGCUGUAGGGAUACAUCUCUGUUCGUUUCCAAUUCGAGGAUAAUCAUCAUGUCGAGCCUUAAAGAUAUCAUGGACGUAGAUGUGGAGCCUCUUGAAUCUCAAGCCUAUAGAAGGAAGGAGGCCGCUCAACAACAAGCUUCUCGAUCAUCCAUUGAUCCUUCAUCUCAAAGUCCCUCUCCUCAGCUUGAUGAUACUAAAGGGAAACUAUCUAUGAACCAUCGAAGAUCAAAUCGAGUUUCAAAGUCGUCUACUCAACCUACAAUAUCGCGGCCCAAUUCAUCACGGCGGCGUAGCAGCGGUGCCGGAGAAGCCAUGGACUUUUCGACCUAUCAAGGUGGCGGAUCAAACCAAAGAAGCAUAUCGGGCAGUCCCUCACAAACAUCUUCGAGAGGGGGAAUGGAACCAAUGGCAGAUAUAGUGCCUAUCAAAUACACACCUGUGACUGGACGUAUUAGCAGAGCAAAGAAGGGUAUACCAGUUCAUACAUGCGACGACUGUAGAAAGACAUUCACCAGGGCGGAGCAUCUCAGAAGACACAAACUCAGCCAUGGUAAACCCGCCUAUCCAUGUACUUUUGAAGAUUGCGAGAGAACAUUUCAUCGCCCGGACCUACUUGCACGUCAUUUCAAUCGACACGAGACACAAGGCGAGAAGGCAUACAAAUCUAGUGACCCAAGAAGCAGGGCCUCCUCAAGCGCAUCGGAGAGUGCUCCUGUAAAGUUAGAACCUACUCCCCAUGGAAUCCCCAUGGGCCUAGGUCAGAUGUCUCCAGAAAAUCCAAUGACACCUAGAACUUCAGCGGGAACGGAUCAUUCUGCUCUAGCACCGACUUUCAAUACAAUGACGGGGAAUUUCCAACCUGUUGACUUUUCAUCGGGAAGCUCUCAUAGAGGGUCUGUCAGUCAAGCUCAAGUGACUGAUGUGGAUGUGUACACUACGGCAUCACCUGGUUCGGUCCCAUCUAGGACCUACGCUGAGAUGACCCCAAGCUUUAAUGUACGACCUAUGCCAGACUUUUCUGAGCAAGACCCUUAUCGGGCAACGAACUCCAGCUUCCAAGGGUUAUAUACUGAGGAAGUCUCCUCAUUUCAUUCCUAUAGCCCCCCUCAUGCUCUACCACUUCUACGCAUUCCAGAAGAACCUUAUAUGCCAAGUUUAUCUUACACGCACGACAACUCACCCUGGUGUUCAUCGGCUUCCGAUAGCACAUAUUCAGAGAGCUCACGCACGGGGAGAAUAGCGCACAGAGGUCGAUCUGGAUCUUUAGUCACGGCAUCUGAAUGGCCUGUUCCGGUUCCCAACGCGCAGUGGACCCAUGGCAUGGCUAAUACAGCUCAAGACCUUAGAAGUCCACCUUACGAAACAAUGAUGGAAUCUUAUGAUGCACCUUACACGCCCCCUAGAAUGUCACCGCCAUCUCGUCAAUUGCUUGAUGUGCCUGCUUAUAAUCUGGGGGGUUAUUAUAUGGAAUCAGUGGGUAAUCCUCACACCUCAACAUAUAAUAAACACUUGGCUCAGACUUUUCUUCCAGCGUCCCCUUCGCGAGUAUCCGACCCCCGACUGGCAGUCCUUGAUAGAAGAUCGAAGGAGCUGGUGGGAUCCCAGCAAUUAGAUACACUGACGAACAUCGAAACGGUCAUUUCAUCUCCUUCCCAGUCCGCAACUUCUAACCUCGACACCUAUCUUUCUUUAUAUUGGAACAACUUCGAUAAGCUGUUCCCAAUGAUUCACCGAGGAACAUACAUACAGAAUCAAAAUUUAGCACUCACCUUCGCAAUGGCUGCCAUCGGCACCCAGUACCAUACAAAUCCCGAAGCACGAAAUCACGGCGUGGAAUUCAACGCUUACUGUACUAUCAUAAUUCCUGUGGCCUUUGAAUGGCCAAUACAAAUAAUGCAAGCAAUAUUACUUACAGAGAUAUUUACUCGUUUCCGUGGUACAAAGACUACGGUUCGCCUAUCUCGCCAGUUCGAAGAGUCAUACAAUAGACUCUCGAACCCUUCACCAAUUUCCGAUACCAACACUACUCCUACUACUAUAAGCACCUCUAAUGUUCUAUCCAAUCACUUCAAUAUACGAACUAGAUCUCAAGACAUCCAAAGCAAUUGGUUGCUCUGGGUCGACACCGAAUCACGACAACGCCUGCUAUGUCUCUGCUUUAUUUUCGAUAUCCAACAAGCCAUGUAUCACCAGCAAAAGCGAGCCAGACCAUAUGUCGAUCUCAACAUACUGUACACACCCUGCUCGGAAGUUCUAUGGGAUUCAACUAAUGCAGCUGACUGGGCUACCAACAAGACAGGAAGCAAUGUAGGGAAACCACUCAAUGUCGUACAACAUCAGUACACCCAAGAAAACUGUGCUGAGCCUUCACAUUUUGCUCAGUCACUCAACGUGUGUUUCUUGACAUCUCAACUUCCCAACCGUGUCGAUCCUGACCAUCACUAUCCAAACGAUUAUCAAAUACACAAUAUAUAUCCCACAAUACUCGAACUUGUAACAUUAUCUUCAGCAUCUUCCAUGGCAUAUACCUAUAUCGCGUUGUACCAUACGCCACUGCGCGACCUUUUGGCUGUGAGCGGGGAUACCUGGGUGUUUUCUCAAAAAAUCACGAAUCAAACCUAUUUCCGCGAAGCACAGUCACGCCUGAAAACUUGGUCAUCGUCUCUAGCAGCAGCCACCGCCACACAUUAUGCUUGUCGCAUCUUACUCUCCGAGUUUUCAGUGCCAUACGUUCCAUCUUCCAAUAAUAACACAACGCAACAUUCUCCGGACCUCUCUCACUAUUGGUCUUUGAAUAUGGCCGCGUUGAUCUGCUGGGCAUUUGGACACCGAAUCAGCGGAGUCAGCGGUGCUUUUACAGCUCUAGACUUCGACACUUCUCCCGAAGCUUCGGGAGAUGUACGACUUAAAGCUCUCGUGUAUCUCAGUUCUAUGGUAGAGCUAGAUGUCAAAGAUCUCCUGACUGGCAAGGCGACCAUGCGGGGAGAAAUCUCUUUUAUCAUCGAUGCAGUGCGCGCAAGACUAGAGAUCGAUAGUGUUGGAGGCCACUGUAUGAAUCUCGUUGAGUCCAUUUGUGUUUUGAAGCGUCUCAAUGAGAGCGGAAGAGGAAAGUGGUUCUAAGUUUUUUCUUCUCGUCUUUCCCAUGUUCAGUUAUUUUCCUUUGAUCAUUUCCUUUACUUUUCCAUUUCUUUCUUAGAUCAAUUCUUUUGAAUCGACCUUGUGCGAUAAGUUUCUUGGUAUCUCUUCACUUCCUAUCUGAGGAAGGAAGCGGACUGGCACAUGUCAUGCCUCGAGUAAUGAUGACGGAUUUCAUUUUAAAUUUCCUAAUGUCUGGUUUCCUUCUAUACAUGUUUUUCAUCUUCUUCAUCUGGCGGGAAUGUUCAUUUCUUUACAUUUUGUCAAGCUGUACGAGUACAUUUCCUCACCUGUGUUACCACCUUCCCACCUGUAUCUUUUAUUUCCUUCCUAUACUAUUAUUUCCAUUUCUACAUUUCUCUCAUGCUUCCUUUCCAUUUCCCGAGUUUUCAUUUCUCCCUCUGCAUAUGAUUGAUGUUAAUGAGUAAAAUGCAUAUGGUGACAUAUCAUAUCCAAAAUGAUAGUGUUAUAAUCGAGGGCUUAAGGGAGGUUUGGCUGAUGGAUGGGACGGAUCGCACCACAUAUACACAUGCACAUUUAAUGCAUAACAUAUUCAUGAUACCCCGGAGGACGCGAGAGAGCGAGUCGGAGCAAGGAAACGAGGAGGGGCGGGCAAGGGAGGAAGGAAAAUUUGCGCCUUUGUACACUAUUGCAUUGCAUUGCAUUGCAUUGCAUUUGUGUUGUAUUGUAUUGUAUUGCGUUGCACCUCGCUUUUUUUCGAGCAUAUAGAUAUAGAUAUUAAUUGUUUAUAUCAUAAACAUCC
Molecule: messenger RNA, 4335 nt
Organism: Botrytis sinoallii
Lineage: Eukaryota; Fungi; Ascomycota; Leotiomycetes; Helotiales; Sclerotiniaceae
Exons: 7
Coding region: 486-3557 (1023 amino acids)
Biological process (GO): DNA-templated transcription; regulation of transcription by RNA polymerase II
Cellular component (GO): chromatin
Molecular function (GO): zinc ion binding; DNA-binding transcription factor activity, RNA polymerase II-specific; RNA polymerase II cis-regulatory region sequence-specific DNA binding
Source: RefSeq, a predicted model, not a curated record